GAGAGUUUCAAGGAGCACCGCAGUGGGCUCCUGCAGGACAAGAAUGCUGCUGGAGGACCUGGGGCUGGAGAGGAUGAGGAGGAACUUCCUACCUACAAGGAUGCCUUCCCACCUCUACCAGAGAAAGCGGCUACACCUGAAGGAACCCAGGAACCUGUCAACGCUUGGACAAAGAUUCGCCCCCUCAAGUCUUCUGUUAUCACCCAGGUUUUCCAUGUACCGCUGGAGGAGCGCAAGUACAAGGACAUCACUCAGUUUGGGGAAGGAGACCAAGCGAAGGUCUGUGUGGACAUCAUGCAGAAGACCGGCGCCCACCUGGAACUCUCCUUGGCAAAAGAUCAGGGUCUCUCCAUCAUGGUUUCUGGAAAACUGGAAGCUGUGAUGAAGGCCCGGAAGGAAAUCGUGUCCCGACUGCAGACUCAAGCUUCAGCUACUGUCGCCAUCCCUAAGGAGCACCAUCGUUUUGUCAUCGGCAAAAAUGGGGAGAAACUUCAGGAGCUGGAGCUCAAAACCGCCACCAAAAUCCAGAUCCCACGACCUGACGAUCCCAGCAACCAGAUUAAGAUCUCUGGUACGAAGGAGGGCUUAGAAAAGGCCAAGCAUGAGAUCCUGUUGAUCUCUGCUGAGCAGGACAAGCGUGCUGUGGAGAGGGUGAACAUCGAUAAGGUGUACCACCCCUUUAUUACUGGCGCCUACAACAAGCUGGUAGGAGAGAUGAUGCAGGAAACCGGUGCUCGCAUUAAUGUCCCCCCUCCAAGCGUUAAUAAGACUGAGAUCGUCAUCACUGGGGAAAAGGAGCAGGUGGCCCUUGCUGUGGCUAUGAUCAAGAAGAUCCAUGAAGAGAAGAAGAAGAGUACCACCACCAUCGCAGUAGAAGUGAAGAAAUCCCAGCACAAGUAUGUGAUCGGCCCCAAGGGAAACACCCUGCAGGAGAUCCUGGAUAGAACUGGUGUUUCGGUUGAGAUCCCACCUUCUGACAACAGCUCAGAAACUGUCAUCCUUCGCGGGGAGCCGGACCGUCUGGGUCAGGCCCUCACUGAAGUUUACGCCAAGGCAAACAGUUACACUGUUUCCUCGGUCUCGGCUCCUUCUUGGCUUCAUCGUUUCAUUAUCGGCAAAAAGGGGCAGAAUUUGGCAAAGAUCACCCAACAAAUGCCCAAGGUUCACAUUGAAUUUACUGAAGGAGAAGAUAGGAUCACUUUGGAGGGUCCAACCAAAGACGUACAAAUGGCUCAGGGUCAGAUUGAAGUCAUUGUUACAGAUUUGGUAAGCCGAAUGGACUACACAGAAAUCACUGUGGACCCUAAAUUUCAUCGUCACCUGAUUGGGAAAGCAGGCGUUAACAUCAACCGCAUCAAAGAGCUGCACAAGGUGACCGUCCGUAUCCCCCCUGACAACGAGAAGAGCAACCUCAUUCGUAUAGAGGGGGACCCCCAAGGUGUGCAGGAAGCGAAGAGGGAGCUGCUAGAGCUCGCGUCACGCAUGGAGAACGAGCGUACAAAGGACUUGAUAAUCGAACAGCGUUUUCACAGAGCCAUCAUCGGCCAAAAAGGGGAGAAGAUAAAGGAAGUGCGGGAUAAAUUUCCAGAGGUCAUCAUCAACUUCCCCGACCCAGCACAGAAAAGUGACAUCGUUCAACUCAGAGGCCCGAGGACAGAGGUGGAAAAGUGUUCCAAGUUUAUGCAGAAGAUGGUUGCGGAAAUGGUUGAGAACAGCUACUCUGUCUCCGUUCCAAUCUUCAAGCAGUUUCACAGAAACAUCAUUGGAAAAGGAGGUUCCAACAUCAAGAAGAUUCGAGAGGAAACCAACACAAAGAUCGACCUGCCUGCUGAGAACAGCAACUCUGAGAUGAUCAUCAUCACAGGGAAGAAGGCAAACUGCGAGGCUGCGCGCAGCCGCAUCUUGGACAUUCAGAAGCAGCUGGCUAACAUCACAGAACUGGACGUGUCCAUCCCCUCAAAGUUGCAUAACUCCCUGAUCGGGUCGAAGGGCCGUUUGGUGCGCUCUGUCAUGGAGGAGUGCGGUGGCGUGCACAUCCACUUUCCCACCGAGGGCUCGGGGAUUGAUAAGGUCACCAUCAGAGGCCCCGUGGAGGAUGUGGAGAAAGCAAAGCAGCAACUGCUUGCCUUGGCAGAAGAGAAGCAAACAAAGAGUUUCACUGCCGAGCUGCAUGCAAAGCCAGAAUACCACAAGUUUCUCAUCGGGAAAGGUGGUGGAAACAUCCGUAAGGUUCGUGACAGCACCGGAGCCAGAAUCAUCUUCCCCACAGCAGAGGACAAAGACCAGGAACUCAUCACUGUGGUCGGCACAGAGGAAGCUGUGCGCACAGCCCAGAGAGAGCUGGAGGAGCUCAUCAAAAGCCUGGACAACAUUGUCGAGGACACCAUGAACAUUGACCCCAAGCACCACCGCUACUUCGUGGCUCGCCGCGGUCAAGUCCUCAGGGACCUCGCCGACGAAUACGGCGGCGUGAUGGUGAGCUUCCCUCGCACGGGCUCUCAGAGCGAGAAGGUCACCCUGAAAGGAGCCAAAGAGUGCGUGGAGGCAGCCAAGAAGCGCAUGCAGGAGAUUACCGAGGACUUGGACGCCCAGGUGACCAUGGAGUGUGUGAUUUUCCAAAAGUUCCAUCGGUCCAUCAUGGGUCCCAAAGGCUCGAGGAUUCAGCAGAUCACCAGAGAUCACAAUGUGCAGAUUAAGUUCCCAGAGCGUGAGGACCCACAAGCGCCUCCUGCAGAAGCUCCUGUUCAGGAGAACGGAGAAGCAAACGGUGAAGUGAAGGAACCCGUUGAUCCAAAUGCCCCUAAAAAGUGUGACGUGAUUGUGAUUUCUGGACGUAAAGAGCGCUGCGAGGCUGCCAUGGAGGCGUUGAAGGCCUUAGUUCCAGUCACUAUUGAGGUGGAAGUGCCUUUUGAGCUUCAUCGAUACAUUAUUGGACAGAAGGGAAGUGGAAUUCGCAAGAUGAUGGAUGAAUUUGAGGUAAAUAUUCAAGUGCCUGCUCCUGAGCUGCAGUCUAAUAAAAUAGCAAUCACUGGCUUGGCCACCCACCUUGACCGUGCCAAAGAAGGCCUGUUGGAGCGCGUCAAAGAGCUGCUGGCCGAGCAGGAGAACCGGGCUCUCAAGAGCUUCAAGCUGACCAUCACUGUGGACCCAAAGUAUCACCCCAAAAUCAUUGGCCGAAAGGGAGCCAUCAUCACAAACAUCCGCACCGAGCACGAUGUGAACAUCCAGUUUCCAGAGAAGAAUGAUGAAAACCAGGAUCAGAUCACAAUCACAGGGUACGAGCAGAAUGCCAUCGCUGCACGAGACGCCAUCCAGGCCAUCGUGGACGAGCUGGAGGAGAUGAUCUCUGAGGACAUCACCCUGGACAGCAGGGUCCACGCCCGCAUCAUCGGAGCUCGAGGCAAGGGCAUCCGCAAGAUCAUGGACGAGUUCAAGGUUGAUCUCAGGUUUCCACAGAGCGGAGCUGCCGACCCAAACCAGGUGACGGUCAUCGGUCGCCCUGAGCACGUGGAUGAAGCCAUCGAUCAUCUCCUUAACCUGGAAGAGGAAUACAUGGUGGAUGUUGCUGAGAACGAGGCGAAGCAGGCGUACAUGAGGCCACCUAGCGGUAGCGCCGCAGCCAUGGAUGACCACCGGGGCCCAUCCAAAGGGUUUGUGGUGAGGGAGGCUCCCUGGACCACCGGCAACGAGAAAGCUCCUGACAUGAGCAGCUCUGAAGACUUCCCCAGCUUCGGAGCUCCAGUCCAAGCUAAGGCUUCCCCCUGGGGACCCAAGCGCUUCUAAGCCAUGCUGCUACAGAUCGGCCCUAACUUAAACCCGUAUCGAUCCUCCCUGUCGUCAUCAUGCCCCGCCUCCCCAUCCCCCCCAACACAAAGCUCUCUUUCCACCUCCUGACCUGGACUGAUCGCUGACCCUCAGAAUGUCCUCCAGUCUUGUCUCCAGACUCAAACUGAGUGAUAUUUAACCCUACAUAAGAUCACGACCUUGUGUUUAAACGUGUCAGGUGUUCCAGUUUUACAUGUUUAGCUCAGAUGCCCUCGUCGUGGUUGUUGUUUUGUUUUUUGUUUUUUUGAACUGUUAAAACCAAAUUCCGGUGGUCAGACGUCAGUAUUUUCGAGCUGCCCUGAUCUUAGUUGCCUUUUUGCAGGAAGUGGGGGGGUUAAAGGGACUCUAUUACUGCUGUUUCAGUACCAGCCCCCCCACCUCUCCACCCCCUCUCCUGCUUUAUCCAUGUAGCCGAGUGACACAUGUCCAAACCCUGGGCCCCCCUAAGCACACUGUGGUUGUCCUGUCCUGUUCUUCUAACCGUGCUUCUGUGAAUCAUGAUCAAAUCCUGGCACUUACCUUGUAGCCUUAUGAAUCUGUAAACUAGGGAGGGGUGUGUGUGGGAGGGGGGGUUAGCUUGCUGCAGAAUGACACCCACUCAAACUGCCAGAUGUUUGGAGAUCAUGCCAUACUUAAACUUUGUACAACACUAGGCUAGAGCUCCAGUGCAUCACCUCACACUAAUUGUUGAAUGGACCUUUUUUUUAAUUUUAUUUGUUAAAUCAAAUCACUCUACAGGGGAAAAAGACCUUUCUGUGCCAACUAUGUGUAGUGUUGUCCUGUUCUUCGCCCUCUGCAGUGGGUCAGUGUCCAGUCCUUUUGUCUUCCACUUGCUAUGCAGAUUGAUCUGUCCAAUAGCAAUGGUCCCUUUUUUUUGUUUUUUAAGUCAGCCUUAAAACUAGAAGGAUGCAAACCAGGCAGAAAUGACGUUGAGGUGCUCUUUAAGGAACGUUGUUCCUUCAGUUUUAAAAGCUUCUCGAACAUUUCUUCUGCACGUGUUGCAGCUUUCGUUGUUGCUUGGGAGUGCACGAUUAGCAUGCUAGCUACGAAGUCAUCACCCAGCGUCUGCCUGCCUUGGUUUAUAUCCUCCUGGUGUUUUGAAUGAAAAGGUUUAUGCAACUACCAACGGUUCUGGACAACACUAGGAAAAAAAAAAACAAUUGUCCAAAUAAAAUCCUAAAAAAAACUGAAA
Molecule: messenger RNA, 5017 nt
Organism: Austrofundulus limnaeus
Lineage: Eukaryota; Metazoa; Chordata; Actinopteri; Cyprinodontiformes; Rivulidae
Product: vigilin
Molecular function (GO): mRNA binding
Source: RefSeq, a predicted model, not a curated record